AUGAGUGCAGAAGCUGCUGACCGGGUAGCUGCUGCUGCCAGCAGUCGGCCCAGCACGCCUAUUCAGACGUCUUGGUUUGAGUUCCUCCUGGAUGGUUCCCUGCUGGAGAAACACCUGCAGAAGCCAGACUCAGACCCAGCACCAGUGCAGCUGAUUGUCCAGUUCCUGGAACAGGCAUCCAAGCCCUCUGUGAACGAGCAGAAUCAAGUGCAGCCUCCAGCCGACAAUCGCAGGAACCAUACCCUGAAGCUACUGGCGCUGAAGGUUGCUGCCCACCUGAAGUGGGAUCUGGACGUGCUUGAGAAAGGCCUGACAAUUCCUGUGUUGAAUAUGUUGCUGAAUGAGCUCCUGUGUGUGAGCAAAGUUCCAGCGGGGGUGAAACACGUAGAUUUGGACCUGUCCACUUUGCCUCCAACCACUGCUAUGGCUGUAAUCAUCUACAACCGCUGGGCCAUCAGAGCUAUUGUGCUGAGCAGCUUCCCAGAGAAACAAACCAAACCAGGUCCCCAUCAGAUGAACAUGUUAAAUGCUGUGCAGCAGGAGAAAGAAAUGACAGAGAACAUACUGACUGUGCUGAAGGAGCAGGCGGAUGACUCCAUCAGCAUCCUGGAAGGAGCUCUGCGGCUGAAGAAGGACUUCUACGUUCACACCUUGAGGACUCUGGACCUGCUGGCUGCUGAGACCGCGGCGAACGGAGAGACCGAGUCCUCCACAGCAGGACUUCGGAUCAGUGCCGAUGAGCUGCACUGUCAGGUGCAUUAUGAUUUGGGAGCCAUUUUCUUCCAGCAUGGCUGCACUGACCAGCCAGCGUACGAGAAGUCUAAGGUCCAUUUCAGACAGACAAACGAGCUGGUAAAGAAGCUGCACUCGACUGUCCACGUUCACCUGGAUGAGAAGCGUCUGGCCGGUUACUUGAAUGCGUGCAAAGCUUUGACUGGAGACUGUGGCCUCUCUGACCCCCUGAUCUCACCUUACGAACAGAUCAAUGCUUUAAUUCGGUCGCACAACUACCAGGCUGUAAUUGAAGCUUUCAUCAAAGACAACGUGUCUCGCAGUUUGCCGAACCACUUCAGACGUUCCGUUCUCAGGGAGAUUGUUUACAAAGUGCAGCAAGGGGAAACUGGUCUGGAUGACGUCUGCCACAAGCUGUGUGUUUGCAAUGCUGUGCGAGAUGCUCUGGAAGGAGAAGUCCUCAGUGUGCGCUUCCAGCAGCUGCUCCUCAAGCCCAGUAAACCAACAGUGGACUUCAUUCUGGAGGUGUGCACACGAUCACUGGAUUCUCCAUCCAGAAAAAACAUGGCCCUGUUCAUAAAGACUCUGUGUGAAAGGUUGGAAGAUCUGUCUCUGGUGUUCAUGCUCUCCUCUCAUAAGCUCUUUAUGGAGCUGCUGGAGGAGGAGGAGAAGAAGGUCCUGGUGGAGCAGAUGAGGAAGAGAUCGGCCACCAUCAACCUCAGUGCCAAACCUCUCCCUUCCUUCUAUGAUAUUCCAGCGUCAGCUAGCGUGAACAUCGGGCAGCUGGAGCAGCAGCUCAUCCUCUCGCUGGAGCCACGCCGGAUCAGGCAGAUCCUGAUCGAACUCCACGGCAUGGCUGAACGGCCUUUCUGGAGAGUCAACAGUAAGUGGGAGGUUCCACCAGAUUACAUAAACGUGAUCCUCGGCAUUAAAGACAACCUGACUAAGGACUUGGUGUACAUUCUGAUGGCCAAAGGGCUCCACUGCAUCUCAGUAAAAGAUUUUAAUCACGCACGACAGCUUUUCUCCACCUGCCUGGAACUGGUCACUGAGUUCUCCCCAAAGCUCAGGCAGGUGAUGCUUAAUGAGAUGCUGCUGCUGGAGGUCCGAGCCCAUGAGACAAUGGCAGCCGAAGGCAGCAAGGAGCGACCGCCCCCUGACCUGGUCAGCAGGGUCAGAGGUUACCUGGAGAUGAGAAUUCAUGAUGUGCCUCUGCGUCAGGUGGUUGGGGAGGAGUGUGUCGCCUUCAUGUUGAACUGGAGGGAGAAUGACUACCUGACUCUUCAGGUUCCACCCUCACUGGUCAUGAACAACCCAUACAUCAAGCUGGGUCAGCUGCUGGCGUCCACCUGCAAAGAGCUUCCUGGUCCUAAAGAGAGCCGGCGCACAGCCAAAGAGCUGUGGGACGUGGUGGUUCAGAUCUGCAGCGUGUCAGUCCAGCACAAGAGGAACAGCGACGGCCGAGUGGGUCUGAUUAAACAGAGAGAGUCCACCAUGGGCAUCUUGCACAGGAGCAAAUUCAUCACUUUCAUCAAGAAACUUCGUGAGCCGCUGGUGCUGACGACUCUGAUCUCACUGUUUGUGAGGCUCCACAGCAUCGUGCGGGAUGACAUUGUGAAUGAAGUGACAGCAGAGCAUCUGUCCAUCUGGCCCUCUUCCCUCCCAAACAUUCAGGCUGUGGAUGUGGAGGCCGUGGCUGUAACAGUCAAAGAACUGGUGUCCUACGCGCUCACCUUCAACCCCAACAACCAGUCGUGGCUCAUCACUCAGGCUGAUAUCUACUUUGUGAUCAACCAGUACUCUGCUGCACUCAACUUCUACCUGCAGGCUGGAGCCGUCUGCUCCGACUUCUUCACCAAAGCUGUGCCGCCUGAUAUCUACUCCGACCAGGUUCUGAAGCGGAUGAUAAAGUGCUGUUCGAUGAUGAACUGCCACACACAGGUUGCUGUUUUGUGCCAGUUUUUGCGAGAGGUUGAUUACAUGACAGCCUUUAAAGCUCUACAGGAACAGAACAGUCACGACGCCAUGGACUCACUGUACGACUACAUCUGGGACAUCACCAUUUUGGAAUAUCUCACAUAUAUUCACCACAAACGGGGGGAAACUGAGAAGAGACAAAUUGCGAUCCAAGCUAUCGGACAGACGGAGCUGAACACCAGCAACCCGGAGGAGGUUCUUCAGCUGGCUGCCCAGAAAAGGAAGAAGAGGUUUCUGCAAGCCAUGGCCAAGUUGUACUUCUAGUCCAUGUGGAAGACGAAGCUUCUCCUGUUAAACAUCCCAACAGCUGUACAUUCAUAUUUCAUUCUCAUUUUUACAGCAGCAUAUGAAAAACAGUUUGCAGUAACUGUAGAAGAUGACACUGUUCUGCCUUCAGAGUUCCAUGGAUUGUCACAUUCACGGUCGUUAUUCUUUCAGUGUUUUUAUGUCUCCGCACAGCGUACGCCCAAUAAAGAUACUCGCUCAUUUCUGCAUUUUAACCCAAUUAAAGCCUCCAGUCAUCAGUUUCAGGAUGCUUGCUUCUCACCAUCACCCCCCUGUUUUUUUCUUUGUCUUUGUUUCUUAGUUUUUGCUCUUCAUAGUCUCAGGAAUGAAUGUUUGAAUCUUCCAGAGAGACUGAUCCAGACUGCAGUCAUGACAGCAAAA
Molecule: messenger RNA, 3375 nt
Organism: Thalassophryne amazonica
Lineage: Eukaryota; Metazoa; Chordata; Actinopteri; Batrachoidiformes; Batrachoididae
Gene: ints8
Product: integrator complex subunit 8
Exons: 27
Coding region: 1-2973 (990 amino acids)
Biological process (GO): snRNA 3'-end processing
Cellular component (GO): integrator complex
Molecular function (GO): protein binding
Source: RefSeq, a predicted model, not a curated record